UCUGUGGUGCAUUGUGGGGGGAUGAGUCUUUGCUUGACCAGCGCGUCAUGGAGCGGGUGGGAGACGCUGUCCAAGAUGGAGAAACGUCGACUCCGGUGGGACAUCAUCAACAUCACGUUUGGCUUGCUGUCUCUGUUUUUUUUUUAUUAUUUGUGUUUUACUGAUUAAUUUUCCUUCAGCUUAAAUAAAAAUAUGUAUUUAUAAUAUAUAUAUUUUCCCCAAUUUGUGUUAGUAUUAUAAUCAUCUGCAUCUCUGAGGUUGUACAGAUCUAAAACAGCAGCUUGUAUCCGGUCUGCAGUACCCGGCUCUGUCCACUGGGGGGCGCCCUGCGCCUGCAGACCGAGCUCUGCUGCUGCUGUUCACACUGAUUUAUUUCCAGCAGCAGUGUCGCAGAACAAAGUGCCAUCUGUGUUUCACGCACGACAGAUUCUCCUGUUCAUUACCACAGAAGAAGAAUUAAUAAAGCCAUUAAGUUAAAGUAGAAAACGUAUUUAAAAAGCAGGUAAAUCUAAAUUAAGGACCCUGCAGUCUGGUCCUUCAGGUGUUUCACAGAGCCGACUCGUUCGCGUCCGACACAUCACUACUGUGUAUUUACAGUAUUUAUUAGUGUGUGUGUGUGUGUGUGUGUGUGUGAUGCAUAAACGAAUCCUGCUCAUUUAAACCAAAAUUGUUCUUUAAGAGCCAGCCUGGCAGCGGGUCUUAAUCUGGAGAUCCUGGGUUCCAGGACGGCUUGAAGACGCUUGAAGCGUACCUGAAGGGGGUUCUGGGGUUCCAGGAGUACUUGAGGCAGUUCCACGGGUUCUUGGGAGGAGGUCCUAGGUGUUUUUUUUUAGCAGGUUCCAGUAAUAUUCAAGGAGUUCCCGGGGAUCCGAAGGCGGUUCAACGAGCUCUCGGAAGCAUAUUUCGGGUUCCACAAGCUUUAGAGGAAGUUCCAGGAGCUGUGCGGUGUCCUGAAGGAGGUUCCAGGUUUUGUUUUUAAAAGGGUUCCAUAUUAAAUCUUGAGGAGAUUUAUUUUUAAGGGGCCUAAUGGGAUCUAUAAGAGGGUCCCAGAGGAGGUUCAAGGAGCUCUCUGAGGCAUGUGGGUCCUUGAGUGGGUUCCGUGGGCUUUAAGUGACUUCCAGGGGGUUCUGAUGUUCCACAUAAGUUCAGUAUAGGUUUCAGGGUUUUAGGGGGACUCAGGACAUCUAAUGGAGGUUCUGGCAAUUUGAAGGGGGACCAGGGGAUCUAGAAGUGGUUCCGGGAGCCCUGAGGCUUAUCUCGGGGUUCUUUAGUGGGUUUCAAGGGCUUUUAAGGAAGUUCCUGGAGAUUCCAGAUUCUUCAGGGAGGUUCCAGGUAAUUCUUAAGGUGCUCCAGGGGAUCCAGAGCAGGUGUCGGGGGUUCGGAGAGGGUUCGAGGGGAUCCAGAGGACGUGAAAAACACAAGGAAGGAGCAUCAGGAGCAUCAGCAAAAUAAAAUGAAUUGAUUGUGAAAAGGAAAUCGAUAAAUCUCACGCGUGUUUAAAAUAACUUCCAUCACGCGCUGCUGUGCUGUGAAAAUGUGAUAAAAAUUAUUUUAAAAUAUGACAUUUUUUCCUCUUCAGUCUUAUUUGUUAGAUUUAUUUGUUGCACCAACAACAACAACAACAAUAAUAAUAAUAAUAAUAAUAAUGAAAUGUAUUUAUUAGAAGUGUUAUUACUUAAGGCUUAUUAUUACAAUAAUGGGAAUGAUAAAAUAAUAAUAAUAAAUUAUUACGAGACGGACCGAUGAGCCCUUUGCCGUCUGGUUUCUAAUCCGGACCCUCUUCAUCUUCAUCCUCUUCUUCGCCAACAUGUUUGCGGCGUCUCAUUGACUUUUUCUCUCCGCGCGCAGAAGUAUUUUUCCAGGCUUUCCAGACGCGCGCGCCUCCCCGGAGGGAGGCAGCGGGCUAAAGGAGGAUAAAUAUUUAAUCAGCGCUGCUCUGGAGUUUCUGCUUAAUUAGAGGAAUUCUGCUCCUGCCACGAAAACGAACAAAAAUGACUGCUGGAGAUGUCAAACCCCCCCCAAAAAACACACCAAGAGUGCUGAUCAGAGACAGACAAAAUUAUUAUUAUUAUUAUUAUUAUUAUUUAUUGGUGUUGCUGUGGAUCGAUGCUGCGGGCCGUCCUGUUUAAAUUCUGAAAUUAAAGACAUAUUUAAUAGCAGUGUGUGAAAUAAAACACUUGCACUUAAACGCAGCUUAUUAGCGGCUCUCUCUCCUGGUGUGUGUGUGUGUGUGUGUGUGUGUGUGUGAGCGCCAUAUGUCCGUGCGUAAAAAAGCGCAAAUUGGUGCCAAAUUUGCGCGCCUCCCGUGUCAAUCAGCCUGAACGCGGGAUGACAGAGGAGAUUAUUCCACAUGAAACCAGUUAAUCCCCCCCCCCCAAAUCUGAGGAAGUCUGCGAGGUUGGAGGAAGUGAAUACAGAUUUCUGUUACUGAUGAGGUUCAGUAUUACAGUCUCGUAUCCGCUGAAGGAGCGGAAACGCGCGCGGAAGGUCUGGAUGAAACGGAGAUGCCGCUGCGGCCUGUCAGCCUCCACAACUCAUUCAGAGACGGAUUCACGCGUAAACACCCCACACACACACACACACACCCCCCACAUCAGCUGAACACAAGUGGCAGAAGCUGCCCAUGUGGUGACACUUGUUUGAGGGAUGUUUUGGUGCUGAAAUGAUGAUUUCCCCGCAUCAACAGAUUCCCUCACGCGCUGCGGGUUAAAGAGGAUAUCGGACAGGUGUCAGUCUGUUUUAUUUACGUGUUUAUUUUUAAAAAACAAACAAAAAAAAAAAACGUCCAUCAUUAGCUGAACUCUGCUCUGUUGUUUUUAAUCUUUAAACUGGAGUUUUAAACGUCACUUUUUGCAGCGCGCGCGGCCCGACACGCGGAAACCCUAAUAUGGAGUGCCUUUUGGAAAAAACAAUGACGCAACGCGCGACUCCGACCAAUGGGACGCCAGAGGUGCGACCAGUAUUCAAAUGAGCUGCCCUUAUUUGGUCGUGUCCCCGCCCCAUCUUGGUCCACGCCGGUCCCCCGGGAGCUCCAGAGCCCCGGACCCCGGGAGAAGGAGCUCUCCGCCGGGACAGUGGAGCCAUAAAGAGCCGGGGAGGGAGGGGGAUGAGAUUUCUCGCUGCCCAAUCCCCCUGUUCCCCCGGGAGCAGCAGCCUUCCACGGUCCGUCCCUCCCUCUUGUUUGCUAAUCAUUUCAUUUUACUCCUUUUUGAAGCGGUGGCUUGUUUUUUUAUCCCACUUUUCAUUUUUCCACAAUCCGCGGCUGCUCGCCUCCCUCUGAUCCCCGGCUCUCCGCGCUGCGUUCUCCCGGCGUCAGGCUCUCCGGAUCCUGGCUGAUUCUCCUCCGUCUCUCUCUCUCUCUCUCUCUCUCCCUCCCGGCUCCUCGGAGAUGCUCUCCCCGCUCUCCGCUCCUCUCUCCGCCCUCUUUUAACUUCACAGAGACGCCGGUUUAAAGCCCAGGCAGCUGCGAGUCGGGGCUGGGAUCUAAAACAACCCCGGAGAAACCCAGAGGGAUCCGGGGCUCUUCUCUGGAUCAGGACCCAGUACUUUGGGGAAGCUCGCUCGUGUGUCCCUCCUCCCCUCCUUCCUCCUCAUCGCUCCUCUUUUCUCCACCUUAAUCCAGGUGGUCCUUUGGCUUUUUUGAGUGGCUGGUACAGGGAGGAUUAUUCUUCUUCUUCUUUCUUGUUUCUGGUGAAGACAAAGCUCCCAGAAGGACACUUUGAUGUUCUCCAUCCAGGACAGCCUCCCCCGGGGGGCCCUGACCAUGAAGGAGGAGCCGCUCCCCACCGGCAUGACCCCGGUCCGCUCCUGGAUGCAGGGCGCAGGGAUUUUGGACGCCAACACAGCGGCCCAGAGCGGUGUGGGUUUAGCCCGAGCUCACUUUGAGAAGCAGCCUCCGUCCAACCUGAGGAAGUCCAACUUCUUCCACUUUGUGCUGGCGCUGUACGACAGGCAGGGUCAGCCGGUCGAGAUCGAGAGGACUUCCUACGUAGACUUCGUGGAGAAAGACAAGGAGUACAACGGAGAGAAGACCAACAAUGGGAUCCACUACCGGCUACAGCUCCUCUACAGCAACGGCAUCAGGACGGAGCAGGAUCUUUUUGUUCGGCUGAUAGACUCCAUGACCAAACAGGCCAUCCUGUACGAAGGUCAGGACAAGAACCCAGAGAUGUGUCGCGUCCUCCUCACCCACGAGAUCAUGUGCAGUCGGUGUUGUGACAAGAAGAGCUGCGGAAAUCGCAACGAGACGCCCUCCGACCCCGUCAUCAUCGACAGAUUCUUCCUCAAGUUCUUCCUCAAGUGCAAUCAGAACUGUUUGAAAAAUGCAGGGAACCCACGAGACAUGAGGAGGUUCCAGGUGGUGGUUUCCACCACAGUCAACGUGGACGGUCACGUGCUGGCGGUGUCAGACAACAUGUUCGUCCACAACAACUCCAAACAUGGCCGCCGCGCCCGACGCCUGGACCCCUCUGAAGCAGCCACGCCCUGCAUCAAAGCCAUCAGCCCGAGCGAGGGCUGGACGACCGGCGGGGCCACCGUCAUCCUCAUCGGGGACAACUUCUUCGACGGCCUGCAGGUCGUCUUCGGCACCAUGCUGGUCUGGAGCGAGCUGAUCACCCCUCACGCCAUCCGGGUCCAGACUCCCCCUCGUCACAUCCCCGGGGUCGUGGAGGUCACGCUGUCCUACAAAUCCAAACAGUUCUGCAAAGGAGCGCCGGGACGCUUCGUCUACACAGCCUUGAACGAGCCGACCAUCGACUACGGCUUCCAGAGGUUACAGAAGGUCAUCCCUCGCCACCCCGGGGACCCCGAGAGGUUACCUAAGGAGGUGCUGUUGAAGCGAGCAGCCGACCUGGUGGAGGCUCUUUACGGGAUGCCACACAACAACCAGGAGAUCAUCCUGAAGCGGGCGGCCGACCUCACCGAGGCUCUCUACAGCGUCCCUCGCAGUCACAACCAGCUGCCGUCUCUCACCGGCUCGGCCGCUCACUCAGGGAUGAUGGGAGUGAACUCAUUCAGCAGUCAGCUCGCCGUCAACAUCUCCGAGGCCUCGCAGGCCGACCAGGGUUACUCCCGUAACUCGAACAGCGUGUCUCCUCGCGGCUACGUGCCGAGCUCCACGCCUCAGCAGUCCAACUACAACACCAUCACGUCCACCAUGAACGGAUACGGAGCGGGGAUGACCAACCUGGGCGUACCUGGGUCCCCCAGCUUCCUAAAUGGCUCCACCAACUCUGCUUACGCAAGCCCUUAUUCAUUCUCUCCUGUCCAUAUGGUUUCUGCAGUCAAACAGAAGAGCGCCUUCGCCCCCGUCGUGCGGCCACAGACCUCCCCGCCCCCUACCUGCACCACCACCAAUGGCAGCAACCUCCAGGCCAUGGCAGGUCUCAUCGUCCCGCCCAUGUGAGCAGGAUUCUCAGCCAGAUACCGUCAGACCCCCCCCGAACUCCCCAGCGCUGAUGGCCCCGCCCACCUGAAACGCCACAACAACCGCAGCGAAGAAUCCAUUCCCAUCGUCCCCCAGGCCGAGCGGCCCCGACUGACCCAGAAUCCAUCACCGCAGCAGAAGAACAAGUUUGACUUUUCAUCAGUUAAUUUACCGCCAGUCGACGUCUUUGUGGGACUUCGUCACGCUGACGGCUGAAGCCACCGCAGACUGCCCGAAACAGGAAACGCCUUCUCAGACGUCUGCAGUGGCUCCGCCCUCAGAGGAGGUCAAAGGUCGGGGGUGUGAAGAGUGAACUGUGGGUGGGAGGGCCGGUGUCUGCAGUACUACAUGUGGUGUGAGUAUUGUUGUGCUGAGUUAUGAAACAGGUAUGUUUGACUUCAGAAGUCUGUGGAGACUGAACGGGUCUCAGAUCAGUUUGAACCACUGUGAGACGGGAAGGAGGCGUGUCCACCGGGAGCUUCUGUUCACCGCGACGACAUCACCGACAGGUUUAGAUCUCAUCGAUAAUUAGCCAAUAAGGUUUGAUUAGGGUUCGACGUAAAGGGCCGUUCCAGUGGUCUUCCAUGUUUUGGCCGUUUAGUACAAAUUACAAUCUUCAUCACAGCAUUUUGUAAACCAUAUUGUUUUUAUCAUUCCAUGGUUCCAUUGGCUUCCAUUAAUUUCCAUAUAAUGUGAAAUUAAUCGGCAGACUCUUGAAACUUGCGUGUGUUGUGAGUCACCAAUAGGUCUGCAUUGCUUUCUGUCAAAGAUACAUUACUGUUAUUGCUGCGGAGACUUUUAAAAAUCAACCUUUACUUAAAUGGAGUUCUGCAUGGGACCAGAACCUGGCCUGUAGUCAAGUUUAACCCAAAUUAAAUUUCUUAUUAAAUUACAUUUGCACCAAAACAUCUCGAAACCUUCGGCGCCUGUCGGCUUCAAGUGGGGGAACAGAACUGACACACAAACUGCAUUAUGAAGCAACAAUAAUGUAAUGUAUUCAGCGACAUUCAAUGUAAACGCUCGUGUUCGUCUCCCGAGGGGCAGGAAGCAUAUAAACGAUUUAUUUACAUGCGUAGAAACAAUCUAAAAACACAGUGGCCACCAGAGUCCACGACCAAGAAGUGCAGAUGUGAUGGAUUACACAAGAUAAGCAAGUUUCAAGACUCUGCUAGUUGAUAUUCAUAUCAUAUGGAAAUGAGUGGACGCCAAUGGAGGACCUGAAAAGUACAAAUGUGCAAAAAAAAAAUAGUUUCACACUUGAGGAGGAAAAACGUGCAAACACACUUGUACGGUGGCUGAAAUAUUCCGAAUUAAAAAGCCCACCAAUGAGUUUGACUCUGUGAAAAUAAACCUGCAGAGAGACUUCUGCACUUCGUAUGUGGUUGUGUAGUAAAUGGGCUAAAGUGUGUAAAGCAGCCGUGCGGUCCGUUAAAGUUUAAAGUGGUUGACAUGACAUCUAUUUUAUAUGAAAUACAAACAGCGCACCACCGAGCUGCUUACACAAUUUAACCGUCUUUUGGUUAAAACAUGUUUUUAGGUUUUGUUCAAAUAAAUAAAUAAAUACUAGCUGAAGAUCACUAAAACCUCUGACUGGUUCUCGCUGGAUCAGAAGCUCUCCGUGGACACUGAACCUGAGUCGGGCCGAGUCCAGAAACCAGGAAAAAUCGAACUCUUCAAACCUUUUUUCAAAUCUGGAAAAACCGUCAGACGGUUUCCGGAUUUGAUGGAUUUUCAAUCAGAAAUCCCCAAAUCCCCUCUUCCCACAGACUCCUGAGAAAUAUCACGUCUUCUAGCAUUUUCCUUUCUGUACCAUAGCUUCUAACGAUGUUUGUGUCUCGUAUUCUAAAAAGGAGGAAAAUGCAGUUAUUUUCUAAGCUAACGAAAGAACGAACAAACGUCCCGCAGAGGAGAGAAGAGCAAAUGUUACACUAACAUUUGUCUGAAUAAAGUCGAGGCGGCCCGAGGUUUUGGUUUUGUUUUUUUAAUUUUUUGUUUGAUUUUUUAUUUUGGAACGUCUCAUUUUAAAUCUCCAGUACAAUAGUUCUGUUUUGCGGGUGUGUCAAGUGGUAGAUUUUAACCAGAAAAGGCUUGCAGCAGUUUUAAUCACAUUUAGGUACCAGAUUUUCUUGUUAUUCUUCUGAUUGUGCUUAUUUUAUAUGUAUUUAUAAAGUAUGUUUUGGGGAGUUCCUUUUGUGAUUUAGGCCUGAAUGAUAGUCUCAAAUAUAUAUGUAAACACAUUUGAUGUCUUAAUACCUUUUAGAUAUUGUAAAAAGAGUGAACAAGUGAGAGGAAUUAACCCUUUUGUAAAAACAAAAAAACGUCAUGACAUGGUCACCCUGUUUUUGAAAGCAGGACGUAAAAAAAACGCUUCCAUCACUUUUGUACAAAAAUGCUUUUCCGAUACGAUAUUUAACUUUUUGUAAACAGCAUCACUUGUGUUUCCCCUGGUUCUUCUCGUCCUUUGUGUAUUAUUGUGAAAUGUAUAAUCAUGGUUAUUUCUUAAUGCACUAUUUUUGUUGGGGCACUUAAUAAGAGCAAUGCAUCUUAGCAAAAAAGAAAAAAAAGCUAAAAGUUUAAAAAAAAAAAAGUUGAAAGCUAGAACGAUAUGCACCGAUAUGUUUCUUCUGCCAUUUUGAAAUGGCAACAAUCCUUGUCAUGUGAAAUUUUUAUAUUUCAGAAGCUUAUAACGUCAUAAUAUUCCUCCACUCUUACUUUUGGACCAAGCGUAUCUCUUGGUUUCGGUGUUCAAAAGACAAUAUUUUAUCCAUCUUAAUAUUAGACCCGAUCCUAGUCUUUGUGUUUUUUGGUGAGAAUGAUCGUACGAUUUAAAAACAGGCAGCAGAUUUUAAAACCACUCCGAAAAAGAGUUUUUGGGUCACUGAUCUCAAGGAAACUUCCAUCGAUGUUGGUGUUGUUGUUGAUGGUGCUGUUCUCGUCGUCGCACACAAUCUGGAUCAUUUACUUAUGCAACUGUGUUCCUGUUCUGUAACGCGAGCUCGUCUUCCACGCUGCCGUGGAAAGGUUUGGAAAAUUAAAAGAACUAAAAGUCAUAUUUGAUGCCUUACGAUUGACCACACUUCAACACAAAGUCUUCUCUUUGUUUUAUAUGACAAAGUUUUAGUUCUGUAGAAAUGACCGCAGAUCGUUUUUGCUUGGUUUCGUUUGACGAGCCCUUCGCCAGUCAAACUGUGAGAAUUUUUAUGUUUUUGCACCAAACAUUUGUCCCUCAGGUUCCCACAAAAAACAAAAAAUCUGCGUUAUCUGCACUGAUCCCAAACUGAAAAGGCUACGUUAGCAGUUAGCCUUUCAAACGUAAAAGGUAGAACUCCCUGAUUUUGUUGUAGUGUGAAACAGAAGAAACUACAACUCUAUCCGGGAGUUUACUACAGGAGCACAUCUCCUUCUCAAAGGGGGAAAAAUGGAGACUUUAUCUUGUAAUUAAUACUUUUACAUUGCCGAAUUAUAAUUUAACAUCUUGUAAUCAAAAGAAAUAACAUUAAAACCGUUUUAUAAUUGCAAGAUUUGUACAUCAAAUUACAUGAAAACUCAUAAUUCAUCACAAAAAAUUCUAAUAAUUACAAGAAUAAGUAGUCAUAAUUAGGAGAUCUGUAUUUAAUAUUUAUGAGAAAACGACCUUACAUUUACAAGAUUCAUAUCCCCAGUUUACGAGAAAACCAUCUCACGUAUCUCAAACUUAUCUCGCAAUUCUGACAAUGACGCGUUUCGUAUCUCGCAAUCAGGACGAAACUAUCUCAUAAUUCGAGAUCCGAAUUACAAGAAAACUCUCUUACGUUUCAUUCACAGGAUCUGUAUUUUAUAAUUACACAAAAAAAACUGUCCAGUAAUUUUGAAAAUCUUAAAAUCAGAAGUUACAGAUCUUAUCAUUAUGAUAAAUACGAGAAAACGUCUGCAUUUUUUACCUUUUUAAUUAACACAAUGUGCUUACAGAGUUUACAUUAAAGGACUGAUGUAGAAACAGUUUGUGCUGAAAGAAACAAGAACCAUCUGACGUCCCUUUAACUCCCGAAAAAUGGAAUCACCUGAAUCUCUAAACGUCUUUGGAAAUAAAAACAGAGGGGAGGGCAGGAAGCUGAAGUUUGGACGGAUUAAACUUUUGACUUUAUGCAAAUCCAGCAGGACUGACAGAAACCUCCAGUCACUGCACAACAUCACCCAGACGCCAUCGUGUUGGCUUGUGGGUGAACAUCUGUCCAGUGUCUUUAGGAAAAGCCAUUUUUUCAAUUAAACUAAUGAAACCCAGCCUGCAGAGUGAACAGUCACACCUCGCACUCGACGUCUCUGUUCAACAUGAACUCCCUCGUCCGUCUCCGCUUAUCAGAUAGCUUGCUAAAAUAUUUUUAUUUUUUGGUCACAGCUGUAGAAAGUUUGCUUCUCACCGUCCUGGUUUUCAGCCGAGGUUUUAAAAACUGCAAAGUAUACUUUUUUCGAUGUUUUACUUCAAUGUGAAAGAGGGCAGAGGUACUGCAUCUUUGUGAAAUAUGAAAUAUAUCAUCAAAGUAUAUCAAAGCACAAUGUUUAAUUAAUGUCUUUAGAAUACAAAUGGGGGGGGCGACACCCCCGGCUUUUUUCUUUUUCUGUCUCUGGCCAUGCUGUAAAUAGAUGCAUGUUUUUUGUUUUGUUUUCUCCUGUGAUCCAGUGCUUUUUGUACAGAAACAGUCUAAUAAAGAUUACAUUUGGCUUGA
Messenger RNA from Siniperca chuatsi (mandarin fish), 10131 nucleotides. RefSeq names its product transcription factor COE3-like. The coding region runs from base 3722 to 5407 and encodes 561 amino acids. The transcript is spliced from 16 exons. NCBI's taxonomy places the organism in Eukaryota, Metazoa, Chordata, Actinopteri, Centrarchiformes, Sinipercidae. Gene Ontology annotation, molecular function: RNA polymerase II cis-regulatory region sequence-specific DNA binding; DNA-binding transcription factor activity, RNA polymerase II-specific. Gene Ontology annotation, biological process: regulation of transcription by RNA polymerase II. The record is from RefSeq and is a predicted model, not a curated record.